CCCAGGAUGGUUUUAGUGCAUGUCGGAUACCUGGUUCUCCCCGUAUUCGGCUCAGUCAGAAACAGAGGAUCCCAUUUCAACCGGCAACAGCAGCAGCAGCAACAGCAGCACAGCCAUGCUACCUCUUGCCGGCACUUCCAGCUAGGCCCUCAGGCCCCGCUCCCCAUGGACUUCCCCAUGCCCCACCCCGGGCAGCCCCAGUCAGGCAUUAACCCCCACCUCGCCCCACCGGGCCACCAGCAUGGCCCCCCUCUCCACGCACCCCUCAACCCCCUGCCAGCGCCCCAGUUCCAGGAUAUCUCCGCCCCCCCCUUCCUACCUCAGGCAUUACACCAGCAAUACCUCCUGCAGCAGCAGCUCUUGGAGGCCCAGCACCGACACAUCCUGCCGCCAUCCAGACGCACCCCAGAGAGAGUUGCCCACCAGACCCACAGACUGAGACCAGGGUAUGAGUUCGCCCCCCCUCUCCAUGUCACCCCUCAGCCUGUGCUCCAGCAGCCCCGUUACCUGGCCGAAGGGACAGACUGGGAUCUGAGUGUGGAUGCCGGGAUGCCCCCCCACCAGUACCACCUCCAUCCACUGCCACAGCACUAUCAGCACUACCUAACCUCUCCCCGGAUGCACCACUUCCCCAGGAACAAUGCCUCAACACAAGUGGUCGUCCACGAGAUCCGGAACUACCCGUACCCACAGCUCCACCUGCUGGCUCUGCAGAGCCUCAACCCCUCCCGCCACGCUUCAGCGGUGAGAGAGAGCUAUGAGGAGCUCCUGCAGCUGGAGGACCGGCUGGGCAGCGUGAACCGCGGGGCUGUCCAGACCACCAUAGAGAGGUUCACCUUCCCACACAAGUAUAAGAAGAGAAUACCACAGGACCUGAAGAUGUGUCUUGAGGACGAGGAGCUGGACACGGACGAGAAGUGCACCAUCUGUCUGUCCAUGCUGGAGGACGCAGAGGACGUCAGGAGAUUACCCUGCAUGCACCUCUUCCACCAGGGGUGCGUGGACCAGUGGCUGGCCACCAGCAGGAAGUGCCCCAUCUGCAGAGUGGACAUUGAGACCCAGCUGUCCGCCGACAGUUGAUGCCCCCUCCUGCGGGCCACCCGUGCAGCUUUUUGGAUCUGGUCACGUCAUUCUUCUACCGCCCCCUUCUGGAGGGAGGCCGGAGGUCGAGCGCUGCCAAACGACGACAACACCACCUCCUCCUCCUCCUCCUCCUCCUCCUCCUCCUCCUCCCGCCCUCUGCACCACCCAAUGAGCCUGCCUUCUGAGCCAGCCGAAGAGCCAACCCAAUGUGGACGAGGGGAUCAACAAAGCACACGCAACACGGCAAGGAAAUGUUGGGUUGGGGCAGGGGGGAGGGCCGAUGCAUAGGUAGAGGGCUCAUUAGAUGGACGCUUGACUCUGGCUGAAUGGGAGAGAAAAAAAAAAGGGGGUAAAUGUCCAAAGACAGAUGUGCUGAGGCUUCUUGUGACUCUGUCAGAUUGUGUUCCCCGGUCCACUUUCUCCCUGUUACCGCCACCAAGAUGUAACGCGCCAAAUCUUUCAAACUCUCUCUCGCUCCCUGUCUCACUCGCUGUGAUGAGGUUCUCCCAAUCCCCUCCCCAAACCCCAUCACUGUUUCUGCCACCUCUUUUUCUCCCUCAUCACGCCCCCGACCCCACCCCCCCAGGCCUGUGAAAAACAAAUCCUUUAAGCUAGCGCCCCCUAGCCAAGCCCUCAGUACAUCUGUACAGAACAUUAACCAGUGGUUGGCAUGAGGUUGUAUGGUGUGCACUCUUGUAGCUGAAUGCUUGUGGUGUUUUGGAGUCUAGUACUGAAUUUCAAGUUAUUUGCAGAGUAACAGUGUUGUGUAGCAAGCAAAAAAAAAACCUUUCGCUUUAAGACAUAUUUACGUGAAUUAUAUAACCGCAGAGAGGAGAAAUGCAACUUUUUUUUCUUUUUAAAACGUGAAGAUAUUUGGAAUGUUAAAUCUUCAUAGGCAUUACAUAGAAGGAAGCUUUACAGAAUCUGUUAAAAAAAAAAAAAGGCCAAAAAACUCUCAGUAUCUCUCUCUGGCGCUCUCUCGCGCACUGUCCCUCUCUUUUAUCUAACAUGGUCUUGGAUUUACCGUUAGUAGACGUCAUCAGAGUUGAUGCUAAAACCGCUAACUGCAGGCAUGGCUUCCAGUGAUCUGUGUAGUGUUUGUAGCCGGGCCUCUCUACCCUAGAGCGGAGGCCCGGGAUGUGCAUGCUGUAUGGCAGGCUUGGGCUGUGUCGUAUUGUGGACAGGGAUUGUUUUCUACCCCAAGUAGAGAACAGGGAGUGUGUGCACGCCUGCGCGUAUGCGUGUGUGUCGUGAGCAUGUGAAACCGUAUACGAUGACUCUGCCGAUCCCACUCACCCUUGGAGGGGGACCAGAAUGCACCCCAGUCACACCCCAUCACACUCUCCUCUCCACCCUAACACACACACACACACACACACACACACACACACACACACACACACACACACACACACACACACACACA
This is a messenger RNA of Gadus chalcogrammus (walleye pollock), 2509 nucleotides long. It is a transcript of the gene ark2cb, whose product is annotated as arkadia (RNF111) C-terminal like ring finger ubiquitin ligase 2Cb. The transcript is spliced from 8 exons. The coding region runs from base 7 to 1080 and encodes 357 amino acids. Gene Ontology annotation, molecular function: zinc ion binding; ubiquitin protein ligase activity. Lineage: Eukaryota; Metazoa; Chordata; Actinopteri; Gadiformes; Gadidae. The record is from RefSeq and is a predicted model, not a curated record.